Molecule: messenger RNA, 2734 nt
Organism: Fukomys damarensis (Damara mole-rat)
Lineage: Eukaryota; Metazoa; Chordata; Mammalia; Rodentia; Bathyergidae
Gene: Adgre1
Product: adhesion G protein-coupled receptor E1
Exons: 21
Coding region: 80-2662 (860 amino acids)
Biological process (GO): adenylate cyclase-activating G protein-coupled receptor signaling pathway; cell surface receptor signaling pathway
Cellular component (GO): membrane
Molecular function (GO): G protein-coupled receptor activity; calcium ion binding
Source: RefSeq, a predicted model, not a curated record
CUCCAGGCGUUGGCCUCGACUCCGCGGUGAGGAAGAAGGUUCCGGAGAGGGGAGGGUGCCUGGAACCAUCAGGCCAGCGAUGGCCUCCCAGGAGGAUGACUGCUCACGUUUCAUCGGCCGAAGAAAAUCAGUGUGUUGUCGCGUACACAGCUGGGAAACCACAACUACAUCGGACGACAACGACUGCUUGGACACCACCGCGUGCCCGGCCUACGCCACCUGCACCAACACCGUGGGCAGCUACUACUGCACCUGCAAACCGGGCUUCCUGGCCUCCNCUGGCCAACUGCACGUGAUGCCCAUUCUUUACCUGACAGAUAUCGAUGAGUGUGCAGACUCGUGCCCCCUCAGCUCUACCUGCACCAACACUCUUGGGAGCUACUUUUGCACCUGCCACCGUGGCUUCACACCAACCAGCGGCCAGCUGAAUUUCACAGGCCAAGAAGUGGAAUGUGAAGAUGUGGAUGAAUGUUCCCAGGAUCCAUCACCCUGUGGUCCACACUCUGUCUGCACCAAUGUUCCGGGCUCCUAUGGCUGUGGCUGUUUGCCGGGCUUCCGGCCCAAUCCAGAAGGCUCUAAGACACAUGGCAACUUCAGCUGCAGAAGGGUUCCAUUCAAAUGUAAGGAAGACAUGAUUCCCCACAAUGACCAGAUCCAGCAAUGCCAAGAAGAGUCAGCUGCGGACCCUAAAUAUGCCUCCUUCUGUGCCCUCAUGAACGCCACCUUCAGAGUCCUGGACGACGCCUGUGAAAACAAAACCACCGUCAUGUCGCUGAAGAGUAAGGCUGAGAGCUUUGCCUCUGUGCUUGAUCAAACGUCCACAUGGACCACAUUCGACCGGGAGGAGAAGUCCGCCCUGGCCUCGGCCCUCCUGGACAGUGUGGAAAGCAGCACCUUAGCUGUUUUACUGAAGUCUUCAGAGAAUGCCAGCCAGACGGUGCAGACGGAGCACUUAGAUAUCGAGAGCAAAGUCAUCAAGGAAGAAUGUAAUAAGGAGAAUGUGUCCUUUCUCUUGAAAGCCAAAGGGGACGAGAUGCAUGUUGGGUGUUCCAUCAUUGAAGAAUCUGAAAGCACAGGGACCGUUGGAGUAGCUUUUGUCUCCUUUGCAAACAUGGAAUCCAUUUUAGAUGAACGCUUCUUCAGAGACCCCCAGGCCGGCUGGGGCACCGCGGAGAGGAAACUGCGCAUGAGCUCUCGUGUCGUUGGGGGCAUCAUGACCGGGGAGAGGAAAGACAACUUCACAGAGCCGAUUGUCUACACCCUGGAGAACAUUCAGCCAAAGCAGAAGUUGGAGGAGGCCAUCUGUGUUUCCUGGGACACAGAUCCUGAGGACGGGAGGUGGACACCAUCCGGCUGUGUGACCCUGGAAGUGUCAGAGACUCACACCAAGUGCGGCUGUAACCACGUGGCAAACUUGGCAGUCAUAAUGGCUUCUGGGGAGCUCACGAUGGAGUUCGCCUUGUAUGUCAUCAGCCACGUGGGCAUGAUCGUCUCCCUGGUGUGCCUCGUCUUGGCCAUCGCCACCUUCCUGCUGUGUCGCGCCGUUCGCAACCCCAACACCUACCUCCACCUGCACCUGUGCGUGUGUCUCUUCCUGGCCAAGCUUCUCUUCCUCACCGGCAUAGACAAGACCAACAGCCAGACGGGCUGCGCCGUGCUCGCGGGGCUCCUUCACUACCUCUUCCUCGCCUGCUUCUUCUGGAUGCUGGUGGAGGCCGUGGUGCUCUUCCUGAUGGUCCGGAACCUGAAGGUGGUGAAUUACUUCAGCUCUCGCAACGUCAAGAUGCUGCAUCUCUGCGCCUUUGGCUACGGGCUCCCGGGGCUGCUGGUGGUCAUCUCUGCCGUUGCCCAGCCUCGGGGCUAUGGGAUGCAUAACCGCUGCUGGCUGAACACCGAGACGGGGUUUAUUUGGAGCUUCCUGGGGCCAGUUUGCACAAUCAUAAUGAUCAACUCCGUCCUCCUGAGCUGGACAUUGUGGAUCCUGAGGCAGAAGCUUUGCAGCGUCAACGCCGAAGUCUCAACACUCAAAGACAGCAGGCUGCUGACCUUCAAGGCCUUUGCCCAGCUCUUCAUCCUGGGCUGCACAUGGGUGUUGGGCAUCUUGCAGGUGGGCCCCGUGGCGGGCAUCAUGGCGUACCUGUUCACCGUCACCAACAGCCUUCAGGGCGCCUUCAUCUUCCUCAUCCACUGCCUGCUCAGCCGCCAGGUACGAGAAGAGUACAGGAGGUGGCUCAUCAGGAAGACCUCGCCCAGCUCUCAGCCCCAGACCUCAGGGAUGGUCCUGUCCUCCACACCCUCCUCCUCCAAGAUGGCGAAGGACUGUGCGUCCUCCACAGACUUUGCUCUGAAAGAGGGCUUGGCAGGCGGUGACAAGCCACACCAAGUCUCCUGGGAGGAACGCUUGUCAAGAGGGAUUCUCAGGUUGUUCUUUCUGUUAUCUCAGCACUAUGAAGAUAAAGUAUCUGUUGCUGCUACUGGCUCUCAGCGUCUUGCUGGCUAUGUCAGGAUCAGAAGCAGAAAAUUCUGGAGCUCCCUGUCCUGCAUGCCCUGCGAAUGCCAUCUGCUACAAUCACACCCACUGUGUUUGCAUGAAUGGAUUCCAGUCUCCUUCCGGGAGGGAUUACCUCACUGGGACCAAAGACAGAUGCGAAGAUAUCAAUGAGUGCAAGACUGGACAAGCAAGGUGUAAGAAGGUAUCAUAUUGUAGGAAUAAAAUUGGACGUUACAUCUGCAG